UGAACAGAAAAUUAAAGUACUCGACGAUCUUUUGCAGCGCGGAACCUAAUUCUCAAAUUUUUCUACGAAAAUUUUCAAGGUUUUCUUAAAAAUCUAGGGUUUCGAGGUUCCUUCAAUCUCCUCUUUCAAUGGCUUCUAGCUCUCAUAGAGGCGGUGAUUUCUACGGUGCUGCUUCCCACAGAUCCAGAGAUGGAUUGAGUACGAGGCAAGUAGGAGGUUCAGAUGAAAUACAGUUGCGGAUUGAUCCGAUGCACGGAGACCUAGAUGACGAGAUCACAGGUCUCCGCAAGCAAGUAAAACAGCUCAGAAAUGUAGCACAAGAAAUUGAGUCGGAAGCAAAGUAUCAGAAUGAUUUUAUUAACCAGCUGCAAAUGACAUUGAUCAAAGCUCAAGCAGGAGUAAAGAACAACAUGAGACGGUUGAACAGGAGUAUCAUCCAGGAAGGAUCAAACCAUGUGAUGCAUGUGGUUCUUUUUGCACUAUUUUGCUUCUUUGUGAUAUAUUGGUUGGCCAAGUUUUCACGUAGAUAAGGGCAAGCCUAUCUUUCUAUGCUGGUUUGCUGUUCCUGGCACAAGUUCUGAUGAAGACGCUCAAUCUAUUCAAGCCAUCAAACAAAUGCUAAGCAGUGGCAGAUUUUUAGUGAUUUGGGAAGCAAGGAUGCAACUGUAGAAACUCCAAAUAUUAGUCUUAUGUAAAGCUUCCUAAUCUGUAGAAGCACUGCGGGUUGCUAUUAGAUUAUCCUUUUUGUUUUCAUUUUAUUUUUCUUUGUAAUACUUGCUAUAUGACAUUGACCUGUGUACUUAUUUAAGAAAAAUGUGAUUAUGGUGCAAUGGAAGAUGUUAAAUAA
Molecule: messenger RNA, 847 nt
Organism: Solanum dulcamara
Lineage: Eukaryota; Viridiplantae; Streptophyta; Magnoliopsida; Solanales; Solanaceae
Product: bet1-like protein At4g14600
Exons: 4
Coding region: 129-530 (133 amino acids)
Source: RefSeq, a predicted model, not a curated record